GCGGCUUUUAGCCGUUGCAUUGAUAUUGAGGUUAUGGAAUAGUAAUUAAAAUUAUUUUUUGAAAAUAUGGAUAAAAGGAGAUUUCCCAUUCGUAAUAACAGUUUAAUUUAUGAAAAUUCCUAUAAUAAUGGUACAUGUAAUAAGUGAAGAUGCAUUCUUUGGGGAACAGUACUCUCAGUGCAUUUUUAAAUGCUGAAAGCGUUCCUGUGGAAAAGCCUUCGAGAGUCUUACGAAGCACCUCAAAAUGUCAACAAACAUCAGCAACUCAUCCUCCCAGAGAAGAUGAAAGCGACUUAGAAAAGUAUUUUAGGGAUAGCGUAACGUUUUGGGAAAAUGGGAGUAAAAGAAGCCAGUCUAGCAAGAGAAAUAAGUCUGCGCUUAGCUUAAUAUUAGAUACUGCUAAACAAAAUGGCAAAACGAAUCAUGUUGCAAAUAACUUUAAAUGUAUUAAUGGUGAUGUACUAGAAGAUUUUAAGGAAAAUAGAAACGAUGACAGGAAUAGUUCAAUAGCAAAAAAGUGUAAGCUUUCAAAAUCAGUUAGAGAGCUAGGCAGAAUUAGUGAAGGAGAUUUAAAUAUAUCGAAUAUUAAUAAAAAGAAACCAAAUGUUAGAAAUCAUGAGCAACAAGAAGAGGUUAACAAUAAGAAACUUAAUAUUCAAAAUAAAUUUAAUGAUAUCAGGAAUAUCAGUUCAAAGUCUAUUAACUUAGUAAGUACAGAAAAGGGUGAAUCAAUUAUAAAUGGCUCAAAAGUUGAUAACGCUCCAUUAGAAUCCAUGAAUAAUGGUUCGACAAGAAUUUCACAUCAAUGUAGUAAUUCAAGUCUACCUUUCCGAGUACCUACCCAGGACCAGUGCAAAUUAAGUGCUUGGGGAUUACCGCCUUCCAUUCUUGAGAGAUACGAAUCCUGGGGGGUAACCAGUAUGUUUCCAUGGCAAGUUGAAUGUUUAUCCAACCACAGAGUAAUCGAGGAUUAUCGAAAUCUUGUGUACUCCGCUCCUACAUCUGCUGGGAAGACCUUAGUAGCAGAACUUCUCAUGAUUAAGACAAUCCUGGAACGUCAAAAAAAAGUUCUCUUUAUACUGCCAUACGUCUCUGUUGUACGAGAAAAGAUGUUUUACUUUCAGGACUUAUUAUCAAAUAGUGGAGUCAGAGUGGAAGGUUUCAUGGGAGGUUUGGCACCGCCUGGAGGAUUUGCAAUGACUCAUGUUGCGAUAGCAACCAUUGAGAAGGCAAAUUCAUUGAUUAAUCGUUUAAUGGAAGAAGGUGAUUUAUAUACCCUAGGAGCUGUCGUAGUUGACGAGUUGCAUCUUUUGGGUGAUCCAAGUCGUGGUUACUUGUUAGAGCUGCUCCUCACCAAAUUAAAAUAUAUGGGGUUUCGGGAUGAUCGCGUCAAAGUGCAGUUAAUAGGUAUGUCCGCUACACUCCCAAAUCUGUCUCUACUGGCAAGAUGGCUCGAUGCAGAAUUAUACAAAACAGACUUCAGACCAGUUCCAUUGAACGAACACUGUAAAAUCGGUACGACUAUAUACAACAAAGAACUUCAACCGAUAAAAGUUCUGACAUCCAGCCCGGAUUUGUCAUCAGAUCCUGAUAACAUCAUACAAUUAUGCAUAGAAACCAUAGCAGAUGGUCACAGCGUAUUAAUUUUCUGUCCUACGAAAAACUGGUGCGAAAAGUUAGCUCACCAAAUGGCUGCUUCCUUUUUCAAACUAGGUCGCGACAAUACUCCUAUAGGACAAAUUUUGAGAUUGCAACUGAACUAUACAGCCAUCACUGAAACUUUAGAACAACUUAAACGUAGUCCUGUCGGUCUGGAUGGAGUGCUUAAAAAUACAGUUUCAUUCGGCGUGGCAUUUCAUCACGCAGGACUGACGAUGGAUGAACGUGACAUCAUAGAAGGUGCCUUCAGAGCGGGUUCUUUAAGGGUUUUGGCAGCAACUUCCACAUUAAGCAGUGGAGUAAAUUUGCCAGCAAGGCGAGUCAUUGUUCGAUCCGUAAUGUUUCAUGGCAAGCCUUUAGAUAUCCUAAGUUACAAGCAGAUGAUAGGACGAGCCGGUAGAAUGGGAAAAGAUACCGAAGGAGAGAGCAUACUAAUAUGUAAGUCGAAUGAAAGGCAAGCAGCAGAGCAUUUACUGUCAGCUUCUCUGGACCCGAUAGAAUCUUGUCUGGAAGGUUCAGGGCCUCUAAUCAGAGCACUUUUAGAGGCGGUAGCUAGCGAGGUUGCAUUUACUCCUGCUGAUCUUGAUCUUUACACGAAAUGCACUUUAGUCAGUUUGACAGAAGAUGAUGACGUAGAGGGUCCAACGAAAGAAGCUAUUCAAUUCUUGGUGGACAAUGAAUUUUUCCUAUUACAGGGAAAUGAAAAUGGUGACCAGCGAUGGGUGGCUACGCCAUUGGGGAAAGCUUGUCUGGCUGCUUCGAUAGCUCCAAGGGAUGCAUUAUUCCUCUUCGAGGAGUUACAGAAGGCGAGGAAGUGCUUCGUAUUGGACACCGAAUUGCAUAUUGUGUACCUUGUGACACCUUUUAACACUGGAAGUCAAAUUGGACAAAUUGACUGGAUGAUCUUUUUUGAGUUAUGGAAGAAACUAUCAGAAAGUGAACGCAGAGUGGGGCAUCUCGUGGGAAUCGAGGAACGAUUUUUAAUGUCAGCUAUUCGAGGCACUGUCAAGCCUGGCAAGCCACUAAAUAUCCAUAGAAGGUUUUUCACUGCGUUGGCACUUCAUGAUUUGGUCCGAGAGGUUCCGCUGUCAAAAGUAUGUGAAAGGUACGGUUGUUGUCGAGGGGUGCUUCAAAGUUUACAACAAUCUGCUGCAACGUUUGCUGGAAUGGUGACACAUUUUUGCAAACAAUUAGGGUGGGACUGUGUAGAAUUGUUAGUCGGACAAUUUCAAACUCGUUUGCAAUUUGGAGUGUGCAGGGAAUUAUUAGACCUUCUACGACUUCCAUCGAUGAAUGGUCUCCGAGCCAGAAGUUUAUACAAGGAAGGAAUCACAACGGUUGCAGAAUUAGCGGUUGCUGAUGUUCUUGAUGUUGAGCGUGUAUUGUACAAGGCGUUACCUUUCGAAAGAGAGAAAGAAGAGGAGGGAGAACAUGAAAUGGAAGCUGUGAAGAGGAAUAAGAUGAGAACUAUAUUUGUGACAGGUCGAGAGGGGCUCACUCCGCAGCUGGCAGCAAUUUUGCUUGUGCACGAAGCAAGGACUUUGGUGCAAAAUGAAUUGGGUAUGGUUAACGUGCAAUGGACGGGACGAGAGGAAGUGUCGGAAUCAAGUGAAGAAUUAAGAGAUCCAUCGAAUGAAAACCCAGUUAAAGAGUCAUCGACAGCACAAAAUGAAAUACCUGAUAAAGAUACAUCUGUAGAUAUUACACAAAAUAAUUCGAUAAAUGAUGCCGGAAAUAUCAACAGUAAUCAACACGAUACAACGGAAAAAUUACCUGAACAUCAGAACGAGAUAAAUGUUACGAAAAAAAAUUCAGUUGACACCGAAAAGAGUUUGCAAGAUAAGAAAGAGCAAGUUACAAAUGAGAUCUUUGAUGAAAAAUUUGACACGUGGGAAGGAAAUGAAAUAUCCAAAUGUGGGCCUCGAAACGACGUGGCUGAUUGUUUAAGGCAGAGUGAAGAUAAUGUAGAAACAGGUAAUGAGAGGAAUGCAAGUAUUAAUGUUGAUGCAGUUGAAGAAAAUCAGAUUCAGGAUAAGUCUUCCAACGAGGAAAAACCGUGCAGGUCGCUUGUGUAUGUAAAGGAAAAAAAUCAGCUGCAAGUGGAAAAUCAUGAAAUUUCAGACGUGAGAAUUUUUGAUGAAUCGUUCUCAGCAAUUAAGAUUCCGACGAGCCAAUUGAGUACGCCGUUGCAAAAAGAAGUGAACAUGCCUUUGGAGCAAGAUGCAAUGUUUCCGAUCAUAAACCAAGGUAUACCGGAAGAUAAGACAUCGAAACCCUCAACCCCAUAUAGCCCUAGUUUGUUCGGUGACAGUUUGAACAUAGACACCCAAGCAUACGACAUCCUGGAGCAAAAUAUAAUUGGCUCUUUCGACAUGUCUACUUUCGAGAUGUCGAAUUUAUCUAAUCCAAAAUUAGUUAAAAAAGAUACUCCCAAAGAAAAUAUAAAAUCCAAGUCGAAGAGCCCAGAUAAAAAAAUCAGUGACCCCGUUGUCAAUUCCGUCUUGUCCUGGAAUCUUGGUCAGGAAGACGACUCCUGGAACAAUUCUAAAAUAAUUGCAGACAGGAUCUUUAAAAUAGAUAAGAAACUGGUUUCCGGAUUGAACAAGCCAAAUGCAGUUAAAGAUGCGAAGCCUCAGAAUGUCUCAGUUAACACCGAAGAAAUCUUACCAACGCAGUCCUUCGAAGAGGAAAAAAAUCAUAGAACCAAAUCUCGUACGCAGCGUACACAAAUUGUUUCUCAAAAGCGAAAAUACAAAGAUCUAUUCACUGGCAGAGCAGCGGCGCCCAUUACCAACGUGAUAACAUUUCCUCACAGUAAGAGAUUAUCAAUCGAGUCGAAUAAAUCUGAUUCAGACGACAUGAUAGGCCCUUCCCAGGGCUUCGAAAGAAACAUGAAAGUAAAUAAAAAUCGCCACUGCUUGAAAUUGGAAGCAAUGCGCAAAAUAGGAACAGUUAACAAUGAAGCUAACGAGGCAGAAAAUUGUCAGAAAUCUAAAACAUUCUUAGAAUUUAAAACAAAGGUAGAUGACAUUGAGCCAGAGAUUAUUCCAACUGUGUUCAAAACCCCAAUAAGAAGGUCACUAACGAAUAUAAAUUACAGUACUGACAGUGUUGUGUCAAACUCUGAUGACGACAUGCCAACGAAGAAGUCAAAGACCUUCCGAAAACUGAAAACCACUUCGUCGAUAAUUAAAUCAAGCGAGGUGAAAGUGGAGACGAUACAAAAUAAACUAGAAAAGCUCCAGGAGAAAGGUAAAGAUAAUGUUGCACUUUCAAUAAAUUACACGAUGCUGGACAUUGUUAAUGUCACCACUGAUAGAGCCAUCUUCAAAACCUUUAAACGUCACAUAAGGGAAAGAUCUGAGUUUGCCCUGGCAGCUGCUUGCGAAAAGGUGUCAAACAUUACGGUCAGCAUAGGAACGAGAAUCCUUGCUGUACCUGACAGUGAUAAGAAAAAGAAGUCGAGGAGAAGUGACAACUACGUUUAUGGAGACACGAAAGUGCGAGGAAUUGCAAUCUCUUGGGGACGAAAUGUCAUCUAUUAUAUUCCACUCUAUAAAGAUCACGAGGCAAAGGUAUCGGUUAAAGAGUGCAUGAGCCUGUUGCUCGAUGUACUCUCCACUCCAUCGAUGAGUGUUCGCUGCUUCGCAGCCAAAGAAGUAUACAAGACUUUACACCAGUGCUGCGGCAUAACACCAACAUGCAAAUUUAUCGACCCUAAAACAGCUGAUUGGAUGCUGAACUCUGAUACUUAUGAACGGAGCUUCAAUGCAAUGACUGCUGAGUACUUUCCAGCGGGACUCCCACUUAUGCACCACGCUGGGAUAUGCUAUCAUGGUACUGGACCAGGUCUAAAUAUUAAUAACUCCCUGCCUAGUGAAGGCAGAUCAUCGGUGGAAGCGAUGUGCACAUGGCACAUUAUGGAUGCAGUCCUUGAAAAGCUAAAUGCAUCGUCUCCAGAUAUAAUGUGUUCUUUCAGGGACGUCGAGAUGAGAGCAGUCGCGACUUUGGCACGAAUGGAAUUGACUGGGCUAGGAGUGAGUUUGAAAUCUUUGCAAGAGCUACUCGCAGUUUUGCAGCAAGAAACAGCUUCGUUGGAGCAGCGAUCCUUUGCCAUGGCAGGCAGGAAGUUCAAUUUCUCCUCGUCAAAAGACGUAGCGCAGGUACUUGGAAUGUACAAGGGUAAAAAAGUCAGUACGAACAAGGUAGUGCUGGAGCAGAGUGACAACCCCAUCGCUAAACUGAUAAUUUCAUGGCGCAAACUCAACGUGACUCAAACUAAAAUGGUACUUCCGUUGAUAAGCUUAGCACAGGAUGGUUCUCGAGUGCAUGGUAUUUGUGUGACUAAUACAGCGACAGGUCGAGUGUCCAUGCACGAGCCCAAUUUGCAAAACGUUCCCAGAGAUUUCAGCUCGGAGGAUAACAGCUUCGUAAUCAGUGUGCGAAUGGCAUUUGUCCCUUCGAUGGGAAAUGUCAUGCUGUCAGCUGAUUACUGUCAGCUAGAGCUCAGAAUAUUGGCACAUUUCUCAAAAGAUCCAGUCCUCUGUUAUAUCAUGCAAAAGGAUGGAGAUGUCUUCAAGAGCAUCGCUGCUCAAUGGAACCAUGUAACCGAGGAAAAUGUGGAUGACACAAUGAGACAGCGGACCAAGCAACUGUGUUACGCUAUGAUCUAUGGCAUGGGUUCGAAAGCUCUAGCAGAGCUUCUGACAGUGACCGAACUAGAGGCCAAGGAAUUUCUGGACACAUUUAUGAAAACCUAUCCAACAAUCAAAACUUGGCUACACAGUGCGGUGGAAGAAGCAAGAGUUGAUGGUUACGUUACAACUUUAAUGCACAGGCGUCGGAUACUUCCUGGACUGUACAGCAAGGACCCAUCGGAGAAAGCACAAUCGGAGAGACAAGCCAUUAACACCAAAAUUCAGGGAUCGGCAGCAGAUAUAGCUAAGAAAGCCAUGGUUACGAUAGAGGAGAGAGUACACCAGCAGUUUCCUAAUUCACUGUCAGUUCUUAGCAAUACUCAGUCGAAAUGGAGAUUGCGGAGUAACAAUAGAGAAUCGCAGACGAAAGGUGCUUAUUUGACUUUGCAACUCCACGAUGAAUUGUUAUAUGAGGUGAACAGAGAUGAUCUAGAAAAAGUAGCUAAAAUCGUGAAAGAAUCAAUGGAGCAAGUGCAUCAACUUUUGGUGCCACUGCCAGUAAAAAUUAAAGUUGGUCCUGCCUGGGGUGACCUUACCGAGUACAAGAUCCCUGAAAAGCAAGGCCUAAUCUAACUUAUUACUAGGUUCUUUGUACCUCGUCUUAAUCAAUUUUUUUUAUAUUGCUAUUGCAUGUCACACCGAUUUUAUGCUUUCAUGAAUUGUACAUACUCACAAUUAUUUAAACGCAGGCAACAUUUUUUUACCUCUGCGAUGUCAAUGAAUUGUAAGAUAAGCCUAGCUUUUUAUAUACAAUUAAGCGCUAUUGCUCUAGAAUAAAUUAUUCUCCAUCGUCAUAAGAAACAUAGUCAUUUAUUUACGUCGAUUCGCAAUUAUAUACUAAACAUUAUAUGUAAUGUACAUGCGAUAGAUACACGAUUUUCCACACUUC
Messenger RNA from Orussus abietinus, 7245 nucleotides. RefSeq names its product DNA polymerase theta (gene DNApol-theta). The coding region runs from base 150 to 6929 and encodes 2259 amino acids. Lineage: Eukaryota; Metazoa; Arthropoda; Insecta; Hymenoptera; Orussidae. The record is from RefSeq and is a predicted model, not a curated record. Gene Ontology annotation, molecular function: DNA-directed DNA polymerase activity; DNA binding; ATP binding. Gene Ontology annotation, biological process: double-strand break repair via alternative nonhomologous end joining; DNA-templated DNA replication. The transcript has 22 exons.